AAAUGGCUGAAGGUGGAAUUUUACUGGAUCAUGAACAGUUCAGCUGUGUGAUCUGUCUGGAUUUGCUGAAAGAUCCGGUGACUAUUCCCUGUGGACACAGUUACUGUCGGGGCUGUAUUAAGGGUUGCUGGGAUCAAGAUGAUCAUACUGGUGUCUACAGCUGUCCCCAGUGCAGAACGACCUUCACUCCCAGGCCUGUCCUGAGCAGAAACACUGUGCUGGCUGAAGUUGUGGAGAAACUGAAGAAGACAGGUCUCCAAGCUGCUCCUUCUGCUCUUUGUUACGCUGUACCUGGAGAUGUGGCGUGUAAUGUCUGCACUGGGAGAAAGCGCAAAGCCGUCAAGUCCUGUCUGGUUUGUCUGGCAUCUUACUGUGAAACUCACCUCAAACUUCACAAUGAACUCAACCCGGGAAACACACAUAAUAUCAUCAAUGCUACUGGACAUCUGAAGAACAGUAUUUGCCCUCAACAUAAAAAACUGUUGGAGAAUUAUUGUCGUACCCAUCAGCAGUGCAUCUGUCUGCUGUGUGUAUUCGACGAACACAGAGGCCAUGAUACAGUCUCAGCUGCAGUAGAAACGACUGAGAAACAGAAGCAGCUGGGGGCGACACAGAGUCAAUUCCAGCAGAGACUCCAGGAGAAAGAGAAGGAGCUGCAGGAUCUGAGACAGGCUGUGCAGUCAUUCAAGCGCUCUGCACAGACAGCAGUGGAGGACAGCGAGAGGAUCUUUACUGAGAUGAUCCGCUCCAUUGAGAGAAGGUGCUCUGAGGUGAAAGAGCUGAUCAGAGAUCAGGAGAAGGCUGAAGUGAGUCAGGCUGAAGGACUCCUGGAGCGACUGGAGCAGGAGAUUGCUGAGCUGAGGAGGAGAGACGCUGAGCUGGAGCAGCUGUCACACAAAGAGGAUCACAUCCAUUUCCUCCAGAGCUGUCAGUCUCUCUGUGUUCCUCCUGAACUUGGAGACUUACCCAGUAUCACUGUCAGUCCACACGUCUCUUUUGAGGCUGUGAGGAAAUCUGUCUCUGGACUGAAAGAUCGACUUGAGGACGUCUGCAAGGUGGAACUGGUCAACAUUUCUGAAUCAGGUUGUUAAACAUCUUUUUUUCCAGUUUGUAUUCCACACAAAAGUAACAGUCAGUUACACCGUUAGCACUCGGUAAUAUUUGAAAUCCAUCUCAGUCUAAACAUUAUCCUCCAUCCUCUUCAUCAUUCUUCAUUUCUGUGCUUUUCUCCCACUCUGUCUCUGCAGUGAAAGAAGCCCAUACUGUUGAGCCCAGGACCAGAGAGGAUUUCU
Molecule: messenger RNA, 1292 nt
Organism: Conger conger (European conger)
Lineage: Eukaryota; Metazoa; Chordata; Actinopteri; Anguilliformes; Congridae
Product: E3 ubiquitin/ISG15 ligase TRIM25-like
Exons: 4
Coding region: 3-1091 (362 amino acids)
Molecular function (GO): zinc ion binding
Source: RefSeq, a predicted model, not a curated record